Molecule: messenger RNA, 1909 nt
Organism: Carcharodon carcharias (great white shark)
Lineage: Eukaryota; Metazoa; Chordata; Chondrichthyes; Lamniformes; Lamnidae
Gene: ddx55
Product: DEAD (Asp-Glu-Ala-Asp) box polypeptide 55
Exons: 14
Coding region: 49-1818 (589 amino acids)
Cellular component (GO): nucleolus
Molecular function (GO): RNA helicase activity; ATP binding; nucleic acid binding
Source: RefSeq, a predicted model, not a curated record
GCCGGUUGGGAGCUGGAACGUGACGGACCGGAAGCCAGCGUGCGGAAGAUGGCGGAUCCCGGAGUGUGGGAGAAUGUGGAGAGUGGGCUACACACGCGGGUUUUACAGACGCUGCGGGAGCUUCGCUUCACUCACAUGACCCCGGUUCAGUCUGCAACAAUCCCUCUGUUUCUGAGCAACAAGGAUGUAGUUGCUGAAGCUGUAACUGGCAGUGGAAAAACCUUGGCUUUUGUCAUUCCAAUUUUGGAAAUCCUUUUAAAACGGGAGGAGAAGUUAAAGAAGCUGCAGGUUGGAGCACUCAUUAUCACUCCAACACGGGAGCUUGCUAUCCAAAUUGAUGAAGUGCUGAAGCUGUUCACAGUACACUUCCCACAGUUCCGUCAGAUUCUCUUAAUUGGCGGGAGCAAUCCAAUAGAAGAUGUUGAGAAAUUUAAGAAACAAGGAGGGAACAUCAUUGUGGGCACUCCUGGCCGUUUAGAAGACAUGUUCAGACGACAAUCUGAUGGUUUGGAUUUACCCAGCUAUGUGAAGACCCUGGAAGUCUUGGUACUGGAUGAGGCUGACAGGCUUCUGGAGAUGGGAUUUGAAGCAAGUCUGAACACUAUCCUGGGGUUUUUGCCAAAACAGCGGAGAACAGGUCUCUUCUCAGCCACACAGACGCAAGAAAUGGAGAACCUGGUCCGAGCAGGUCUGCGUAACCCAGUUCGGAUUAUGGUGAAGGAGAAGGGAGUGGCGGCAGACAAUACCCAAAAGACACCAGUCCAAUUACGCAACUAUUACAUGACGUGUCGAGUGGAUGAAAAGUUUAACCAGUUAGUCGCCUUCUUGCGCCGGCAUAAACAAGAGAAACAUCUCGUCUUCUUCAGUACCUGUGCGUGUGUGGAAUAUUAUGGGACUGCACUGGACGCCUUUGUAAAAAAUGUACGAAUAAUGUGCAUUCAUGGAAAAAUGAAGCACAAACGGAACAAGAUUUUCACUGAGUUUCGGCAGCUUCAAAGUGGUAUUUUGGUUUGCACCGAUGUUAUGGCCCGUGGUAUAGACAUCCCUGAGGUUGACUGGGUUCUGCAGUAUGACCCUCCCAGCAGUGCCAGUGCCUUUGUCCAUCGCUGUGGGCGGACAGCUCGCAUUGGUCACCAUGGCAAUGCCCUUGUGUUCCUGCUUCCUAUGGAGAUGGCUUAUGUCAACUUCCUUUCCAUUAAUCAGAAAUGUCCAAUAGAAGAGAUGAAACUGCUGAAAGAUUCUGCUGAUGUCCUGCCAAAGCUGAAGAAGUUGGCUGUGUCUGACCGAGCCGUCUUUGAAAAAGGGAUGAAGGCAUUUGUGUCUUUCAUUCAGUCCUAUGCAAAACACGAGUGCAGUUUGAUAUUCCGAAUAAAAGAUCUGGAUUUUGCAGCCGUUGCUAGGGGCUUUGGUCUACUUAAACUGCCCAAGAUGCCAGAGUUGAGAGGGAAAAGUUUUCCUGGUUUCAUUCCCGAGAACAUAGACACAAACUCCAUCCGAUACAAAGACAAAAACAGAGAGAAACAGAGACAGAAGAAGUUAACAGAGCAGCAGCAGCAAGAGGGGCAUCAAAAGGAAGGGAAAAGGACAUUUGUGAAAAAUAAGCCCUGGUCAAAGCAGAAAACAAAGCGAGACAAGAGGAAAAAACAAACAGACAAAAGGAGGCGCGAUGAGGGAUCUGACAUGGAGGAGGAGAAUAUCGAUGAACUUCUCAAUGAUACCCGAUUGUUGAAGAAACUGAAAAGGGGGAAGAUCAACGAGGAGGAAUUUGAAAAGCAGCUGAUGGGGACGCAAGGGACAGAUGAACUAGAAGAUGUCUGACUUUGUAACUUUGUGAAGGCAAUUCCUUUUGUUUUAUUCCUGGGCUUUACUUUGAAAAAUAAUUUGUAAAAUAAAUUUCUUAUUAACGGGA